Messenger RNA from Candoia aspera, 765 nucleotides. It is a transcript of the gene C1QL4, whose product is annotated as complement C1q like 4. Gene Ontology annotation, molecular function: protein binding. NCBI's taxonomy places the organism in Eukaryota, Metazoa, Chordata, Lepidosauria, Squamata, Candoiidae. Bases 22 to 765 code for a protein of 247 amino acids. The transcript has 2 exons. The record is from RefSeq and is a predicted model, not a curated record.
GGGGCUGCCAUUGGGGUGGCCAUGGUGCUGAUACUCUUGGUGGCUAUCCCCUUGCUGGUGCACAGCUCCAAAACCACCUCCCACUAUGAGAUGUUGGGCAGCUGUCGCAUGGUCUGUGACCCGUACACUCCCCAGACCCACGGGGCAGCUUCAGCAGAGGCAAGCCAAGAACUGGCUCUCAUCUCACCACCGCCUUAUGUGUCCGGAGGGAAAGGAGACCCAGGGAGGAAGGCCAAAUCUGGAAUCCGUGGGCCACCAGGGCCUCCAGGGCCACCUGGGCCCCGAGGUCCAGCUGGAGAGCCAGGGAGACCAGGUCCCCCAGGCCCACCGGGUCCAGGUCCUGGAGGUUACAUCCCAUCUUUCUACAGCCCUAAAAUUGCCUUUUAUGCAGGACUGCGGAAACCACAUGAAGGGUAUGAGAUCCUUCGUUUUGAUGAUGUGGUGACUAAUGUGGGAAACUACUAUGAACCAUCAAGUGGCAAGUUCACCUGCCCUCUACCUGGCAUCUACUUCUUCACCUACCAUGUGCUUAUGCGUGGUGGUGAUGGUACCAGCAUGUGGGCAGACCUGAUGAAGAACGGGCAGGUCCGUGCUAGCGCUAUCGCGCAAGAUGCUGACCAGAACUACGACUAUGCCAGCAACAGUGUGAUCCUGCAUCUGGAUGUAGGUGAUGAAGUCUUCAUCAAGCUGGAUGGAGGGAAGGUUCAUGGUGGAAACACUAACAAAUACAGCACAUUCUCUGGAUUCAUCAUCUACCCAGACUGA